AUGAAUUUCCCAAUUACCACUGAAGAGUUGAAGUCAUUUCAUACAAUUGAUAGGAAACUUUAUUUUCGAUUAGUGAUAAACUUUUGGAGAGAUAUAACACAGUCUAUGAAGGUUAUUGCAUUAUGGAUGUGGCUUGAAGAUGUUGGUUACCCAAAUAUUAUCCAUCAAAUGUUAUCAUUGCCUGAUACUAUAGUGAAUGCACUAGCAGAUGAAGCAGUAAAUUGUUUAAACUGUAUUGAAUUGGGAGAGAUACCUCCUCAUGCAAAUACUAACAUUCCAUUGACACUCAAACUCUUGAAGCAAGAAAUAUCUCUCAACUUCUUUUUAAACAAUAGGAUUAGUGCAUCCAAUGGAAUUAGGAAGAUGUUAAAUGAUGUAUGUAUUAAGGCAUUUGAUGAUAUCGCAUACAUGGCACUAACAAAUGCUACGAAGCCUAUGGCAUCUUCGGCAGAAGGAAGCAGCAAUACUUCAUGCAUGCAAUCAGACUUGAACCCAAGUGCUCAACCAUGGAAACCAACAGAUGAGAUUCCACCAGAUAAUAGGACCUUGUUUCUUACAUUCUCUAAGGGGUACCCAUUAUCAGAAGAAGAAGUUAGAGAUUUCUUUAAUACGAAUUAUGGGGAUUGCAUUGAAGCAAUAUACAUGCAAGAUGUCCCAUCAGAUGUGCAACCUCUAUUUGCUCGUUUAGUAUUUUACUCACCUUCCACUAUAGCAUUUAUACUUGGUGGAAAAGACAAAGCUAAAUUCAUCAUCAAUAGAAAGCAUGCAUGGGCUAGACUCUUUGUGCCUAGAAGAAAUUGA
Molecule: messenger RNA, 801 nt
Organism: Nelumbo nucifera (sacred lotus)
Lineage: Eukaryota; Viridiplantae; Streptophyta; Magnoliopsida; Proteales; Nelumbonaceae
Source: RefSeq, a predicted model, not a curated record